Messenger RNA from Laccaria bicolor S238N-H82, 1461 nucleotides. RefSeq names its product major facilitator superfamily multidrug-resistance, DHA1 sub-family. Lineage: Eukaryota; Fungi; Basidiomycota; Agaricomycetes; Agaricales; Hydnangiaceae. The record is from RefSeq and is a predicted model, not a curated record. The transcript is spliced from 10 exons. The coding region runs from base 1 to 1461 and encodes 486 amino acids. Gene Ontology annotation, biological process: transmembrane transport. Gene Ontology annotation, molecular function: transmembrane transporter activity.
AUGCAUUCUCGUGACGAGGAGACACCUCUGCUGCAGUCCGCAUGUCAUGGAAAGAAGAAAUCGACUCCUCUGCCAUGGUUCCAGUUUUCCCUUACAUUAUUCCUACAGCUCGUGGAGCCUUUGACCGCACAAGUCAUCUACCCGUUCAUGCCAGAGCUUAUACGCGACCUGGGUGUGACUGGUGGAAAUGAAUCACAAGUUGGCUAUUAUGUUGGCGUUGUCGAAUCGAUAUUCUUUCUGACGCAAGCAUGCACCGUUCUCCACUGGAGCUCAAUCUCCGAUCGAGUUGGGCGGAAACCUGUGAUUCUGACAGGUCUCUUUGGUUUGUCGGUGUCCAUGUACUGCUUCGGACUUUCGCGAACAUUUUUGGGACUUGUUGUGAGCCGAAGUCUAAAUGGAGCCUUGAAUGGAAACAUUGGAGUUAUGAAGAGCGUGGUAUCUGAUAUGACCGAUGACACGAACAUCUCUAAAGCAUAUGCCUACAUUCCCAUUGCAUGGUCGACCGGUGCGACGCUUGGUCCCAUCAUUGGCGGCUCGCUUUCACGACCGGCCGAAAGAUUUCCUCAACUUUUUGGCAACAACGACUUUCUGCAACAAUAUCCUUAUUUCUUGCCCUGCGCGAUUCCAGCGACCUUUUCCGCCGUGGCUUGGCUUCUCGCGUUACUCUUCUUGAAGGAAACCUUGCCUGCACCCAUUUGCCCUGCUUCAUAUUUCAAUCUUCGCAAGAGCACUGCACCCCAAAACGUUGCUGGCUCUCAGGAUCCAUCUGUUACAGAGACCUCCAUCGCCACCGUGCAAAGCCACAAUGAGAAACCCUUACCGUUCAGGGCUCUUCUGACCCGAAGAGUAAUGUUAGCAGCAGCAAAUUACGCUUCCCUCUCCCUUGUGGACAUUGCCUUUCGAGCCAUCCAACCGCUCUUUCUCGCCACUCCCAUACACCUCGGUGGUCUAGGCUUGCCCCCAUCCACCAUCGGCAAAAUUUUGUCUGUAUUUGGCGUUCUGAAUGGACUGUUUCAAAUGUUUUUCUUCGCUGGUAUCCAUGAUCGAUGGGGUUCCAAGAAGGUCUUCACCGCGGGCGUUGCCUCAGCAAUUCCUGCAUUCGCAUGCUUUCCCGUGAUCAACUACUUGGCUCGUGUAUCGGGAUACAGCAAUAUGUUAUGGGCUUUAGUUGGAUUCCAAACCGUGGUUUCGAUAGGCCUGGGCAUGUCAUACGGGGCCAUCUUCAUAUUCAUUUCGGCGGCGUCGCCUAACAGAGCAUCUCUUGGUGCAACGAACGGCAUAAGCCAGACAACCGUUAGCCUUAUGCGAGCGAUCGGACCAGCUUUGGCCAACUCUCUCUUCUCGCUCUCGAUGGAGAAGGGAUAUCUUGGGGGUAAUCUUGUCUAUUAUCUGCUUCUUAUCGUUGUGGGCAUAGCAUUGGGUGUCGCUUCACUGCUCCCCUCCCAUAUGCGGAUGACAUAA